Molecule: messenger RNA, 882 nt
Organism: Didymodactylos carnosus
Lineage: Eukaryota; Metazoa; Rotifera; Eurotatoria; Philodinida; Philodinidae
Source: the annotation of a GenBank genome assembly
AAUCCAUGUAUCAAUGUCAUGUUAUAUUAAAUUCUAUAUCAUCAAGAUCUAAUAUACGACUAAUUGUAGAAGGUAUGAAAAUGAGAGAUUAGAUGGGAUUAUCUAAUAAUAGUGGAUAAUGAAACAUUUACUUUGUAUGCUUGAAUAAUAAACUCCAUUAAUACAAUUGACAGUGUUUAUGAUAUAGAAAGUACAAAGGAAAUAUGAAUAAUUACUCAUCACUCUCAGUAGGUAUACCGUGUUUGAUAGAAAACAAAGAAAGUCUUUUCGUUAUGUUUUAAACGUGUACAAUUUGUAUAUUCUUUUGUUUCUAUCAGAAAUGAAGCCGAUUAAUUGAUUUUGUGAGUCUUCACAUUUUUUCCGUGCAUCAUGAACAAAAUGAACACAAAAGUAGAAAACUUCAUGUUUUAGGAAAGACAUUAUCUAAUAAUUGGUUUCGUGUUCUAAACAUUGUUUGUAAGUUAAGAAAGAUUCUGAAUAUAGCAGACGUAUCGGAAGAACUACCGGAGAGUCGACUGAUAAAAAAAAUGAUAAGAGGCAGAUGUAAUCCAAUAGAAUAAACUCUUUCUCCUAGAGCAUUGUACAUCAUAAGUUUGUUUAUUCUUCUCUUAUUUUUCAGACAUAACAGUUAACAUUCAACCGUCCGAUAUUAUUGUAGAAGCUGGUCAAAGUACCCAGUUUAGUUGCAAUUUUACCGGAAAAAAGCGUGUUCGACGCGAAACAGUAACAUGGUUAAAAGAUGAUCAACCUAUCGCUGUUAACCAAGGAGAAAUUAUCUCAACAUCUGAAUAUCCAAAUGUAACAAUGACCGUCUUGAAAAUAUUUUCAUCAAAACCAUCCCAUACUGGAAUUGAAGUUCUUAAUCCAAAUACACAGUUUUGA